AGCGCGGCGUUCACUCUCAGGCCCAUUGUGGAGCUCCCUGCUGUUGACGUCAUGUUUCAGUCCCGCCCGACGUUCACUGGCCCAGAUCUGGUCGAAUCACUCCACUCGUAGGCGGGUCAGGGCCCUGUCGUGACCGGUGCGGUUAGCCUGCCUUCGCCGCCGAGGAUUGGCCCGCGCCGGGACCUGUCGGUCGCGGUGGUAUCUGGGAAGGAGAGAAAAUGGCGGCGGGCCCGAGCAAGACCGAAAUCCAGACUAUUUUUAAGAGGCUUCGCGCAAUUCCCACCAACAAGGCCUGUUUCGAUUGUGGUGCCAAGAGUCCUAGUUGGGCCAGCAUCACGUAUGGUGUAUUUUUGUGUAUUGACUGCUCCGGAGUGCAUCGCUCCUUGGGUGUCCAUCUCAGCUUUAUCAGGUCCACAGAGUUGGAUUCGAACUGGAACUGGUUGCAGCUGAGAUGUAUGCAGGUCGGCGGGAAUGCCAAUGCGACUGCUUUUUUCCGCCAACAUGGAUGUAUGGCCAACGAUGCUAACACCAAAUAUAACAGCCGAGCUGCCCAGAUGUACCGAGAAAAGAUCCGGCAGUUAGGGAGUGCGGCUCUGGCUAGGCACGGCACUGAUCUUUGGAUAGACAGUAUGAACAGUGCUCCUAGUCACUCUCCAGAGAAGAAAGACGCUGAUUUCUUCACAGAACAUACUCAGGCCCCUGCUUGGGAUACAGCAGCCACGGAUCCUUCAGGGACCCAGCAGCCAGCCCUACCUUCAGAGAGCAGUAGCCUGGCACAACCUGAACAUGGCCCCAACACUGAUCUGCUUGGAACCUCACCCCAAGCCUCUCUGGAGUCCAUGUAUCUGUCAGCUAAAGGGCCCUCCUCUACCAGAGAACUGAAAAGCUCCAUUAUUGGCAAGAAGAAGCCAGCAGCAACUAAGAAAGGGCUGGGUGCCAAGAAAGGCCUGGGAGCUCAGAAGGUGAGCAACCAGAGCUUUACUGAGAUUGAGCGGCAGGCCCAGGUGGCAGAGAAGCUCCGAGAGCAGCAGGCAGCUGAUGCCAAGAAGCAGGCAGAAGAGUCCAUGGUUGCCUCCAUGCGUCUGGCCUACCAGGAGCUCCAGAUUGAUCGCAAGAAGGAGGAGAAAAAGCUACAGAACCUUGAAGGAAAGAAGCGAGAGCAGGCUGAAAGGCUGGGCAUGGGCUUGGUGUCCCGAAGCUCCAUCUCCCACUCUGUGCUGUCUGAGAUGCAGAUGAUUGAGCAGGAAACCCCGCUGAGUGCAAAAUCCUCCCGCUCACAGCUUGACUUGUUUGAUGAUGUUGGAACAUUCGCUUCUGGACCCCCAAAGUACAAGGAUAACCCCUUUUCCUUGGGAGAAACUUUUGGUUCCCGCUGGGAUUCAGAUGCAGCCUGGGGUAUGGACAGGGUAGAAGAGAAGGAACCUGAAGUUACCAUCUCCAGCAUCCGGCCUAUUUCAGAAAGAACCACAAGUCGGAGGGAAGUGGAGAGUCGCAGCUCAGGUCUUGAGUCCAGUGAAGCACGUCAGAAGUUUGCAGGAGCCAAAGCCAUCUCGUCUGACAUGUUCUUUGGUCGAGAAGUGGAUUCUGAGUAUGAAGCCAGGUCUCGGUUACAGCAGCUUUCGGGCAGCAGUGCCAUCAGCUCUUCAGACCUUUUUGGGGAUGUGGAUGGAGCUCAUGGAGGAGGAACUGUAUCUCUGGGGAAUGUACUUCCUACAGCUGACAUUGCCCAGUUUAAGCAGGGUGUCAAGUCUGUGGCUGGCAAGAUGGCUGUGCUGGCCAAUGGUGUGAUGAAUUCUUUACAGGAUCGCUACGGUUCCUACUGAUACAGGCUCCAUGGCUCAGGCCUGUGGUGGUGACAGCAAGAACCCUGAUUCCCAGGCCAGAGAUGGCUGUCUCGUGGAUCUGGGGAUUUGUUGACUUUGUGUGUGGUGUGUGAGUUGGAUGACUUGGGAGGAUCUUAGAGGGGAAUGGUCGGCAUCAGCCCUUGUCCUCAGCCUGUGCAUUGAGUCCUUGUCCUCACCCCUUCACACUCUCCCUCCAUGCUAGUGUCUGUCCUUCCUUCCAGUCCUGCCCCAGAGCUGCUGCUGCUUGGCCUGCUGCACUGGGAGUGAGGGGCAGAGUUCAUCAGGAUGGCUUUAUGGGUCUAGUUCUUCCCCAAGGAGGGAAGGCAUAAGGCUCUUGCAGGCUCUAGGAUCCUUGUAAGUGGUCUGGGGGCUUGGGCCUCCAUCUUCUAGAGACAGGGGAGGCCUAGCACGAGUUGAGCUGUAUCAGCCCUCAGGGAGAAGUUCUGGACUUGCCACUGCUGUUGCUGUCAGUGGCCUCUUCUGGGUUCCAGGGAAAGAUGGGUUAGGAGGACCGUGGUAGCUCACAAAGAGCUGGAACUUUUGCUUGGUACCUGAAGGUUUUAUUUGGGAUCAGCCCGGAGGCCUGACCAAUCUUCCGUUGUCACAGCUGUCACUUAGAAGCUGACUUCUGCUUAGGUGUUUGAGAGCCUUUAUCUACCAUUACUGUGGGUCACAGCACCCCUGUCUAUGCUUGAGAUCCUCUUUUUGUGUCCUGCUUGGCCCCAUGGUGAGUCUCAUCUGUGUGUCCUGCCUGGAUGCUAGGAACUUCUCAGCCGAGGAAGCUGAGACUCUGAGAGAAAGAAGCCCACGGAGCUCAGCUUUCAUCCUCUGCAUCGUCCUGGGUUUAGGGGUCCUGGACAGCACACCAUCAACCAUCAACCAGUGAGAGUGUGAGGACCUGCAGCUGCGGGCUCCAUUCACUGGCAGCUGGGCCACGCACUGUGUCAUCCUUGGUGCCAUCUCACCCUGCCAUGCUGGCAGUCUGGGCUCAACUUCUACCUGUGGAUUGCAGGUUGGGCUCCCAAACAACACAGACCACUCUUCCCUCAUCCCUCCCCAGAGGGACAUGACUUUCUUUCAGCACUGUUUGUAUUGAAACAAAGUGGUGUCAAAAUAAAGCCCCCACGGGGCCCUGUGGGUCAGUGUCCUCUC
Grammomys surdaster is the source of this 2996-nucleotide messenger RNA. RefSeq names its product ADP ribosylation factor GTPase activating protein 2 (gene Arfgap2). The transcript has 17 exons. Gene Ontology annotation, molecular function: GTPase activator activity. Gene Ontology annotation, biological process: COPI coating of Golgi vesicle. The record is from RefSeq and is a predicted model, not a curated record. Lineage: Eukaryota; Metazoa; Chordata; Mammalia; Rodentia; Muridae. The coding region runs from base 219 to 1823 and encodes 534 amino acids.